Rotaria sp. Silwood2 is the source of this 717-nucleotide messenger RNA. Lineage: Eukaryota; Metazoa; Rotifera; Eurotatoria; Philodinida; Philodinidae. The record is from the annotation of a GenBank genome assembly.
AUGGCAACAGGAGGUGGAGAAACAGGGACAGCACAGCGCAUUUUGCGCAUUACAGAUAUUGCUCAGGAGCCACUUCAGUUUAUUGCGCCCUUUGGUGGCUAUGAAGAAAUGCCAGUUGUUUCACUUGAAGAAGCUGUUGACUCGCUCGUUCCUCUUCUACCAGCUGUUCAAAGUCAUGCUUAUGUUGCCAAACAAAGAUGUGAGAAUCCUGCCGAUGGAUUGACACAAGAUGAAUCGGCCUCAAUUAUGCUGUACACAAUGGGGUGGGAGCCAAUCAAUAAAUGCCUAUAUUUCGCUUUGAAUAAUAUAUUACGAUCACCUGAACGACAACAAAAACUUAGGCCAUGCUAUUUGUUUAUGAGACUUUUUCUCAGCGUACUUCUUCGUCUUCCGGCGCUUCCUAAAAUUGCAUACAGAGGAGUAAAAUUAGAUUUGAGCAAGCGUUACAUCGAAGAAAAAACAAUCGUCUGGUGGGGUUUCUCAUCGUGGACAACUACUGUUGGUGCUAGAGAUAUUCGCCAACAUUCGUAUUAUCCAGUCGAAGAUGAAGUACUUCUUAUGGCUGUAACUCAAUUCAAAGUAGUCGGUUGUCUUGAUCAAGGAAACCUUCACAUUGUUCAAUUGGAAGAAAGUCGUCCUCCAUUUCCACUGCUACAACCAGUACCUAUUGCUGUUCCAUCAUCUGUUAAUCCAACUCCCUCAAGUAAGGGAAAAUGA